AGGAAGGACGUGCGUUUGUGCAUUGUUGACAGCGCAUUGAUGUCAGCAAGUUAACUGAUGAAAAUGCUGAAGUUUAAGUUUGGGAUACGAAGCAGCCCAAUGGACUCGGGCUACCUAGAGCCUAUCGCUAGUAGGAGCUCUCGCCUUAACCUGUUAUUUCAGGGCAAGAAUAUAUUGCAACAACAGAAUCUGUGUCAAAUUGGUCGAGAAGGCUUGCUGGAUUCUCUAUUUGUUUUGUUUGAGGAGUGCAGUUCCCCAUCAUUAAUGAAGAUCAAAAAUGUUGCCAAUUUUGUUAGAAAGUACACAGAAACAGUCAACGAGUUACGCCAAUUGCAGCCCACUGUGAAAGACUUUGAAAUGAGAAACAUUGUGGGGCGAGGUCAUUUUGCAGAGGUUCAUGUGGUCAGAGAAAGAUCAACAGGGGAUGUUUAUGCAAUGAAAGUGAUGAACAAGAGUUCUCUGUUGUCAUUAGAUAAUGUGGCAUUUUACGAAGAGGAGCGCAAUAUUUUGGCUCGAGGCACAAGUACUUGGAUACCUCAUUUGCAGUAUGCCUUUCAAGAUAAAGAAAACCUCUAUUUGGUAAUGGAGUAUCUUCCUGGUGGAGAUCUUCUGUCAUUACUAAACCGAUAUGAUGACCAGUUUGAUGAAAACAUGGCUCAGUUUUACUUGGCUGAGCUUGUCUUGGCAAUUCACAGUGUUCAUCAGAUGGGGUUUGUACACAGAGAUAUUAAGCCAGAAAAUGUGCUGAUUGACCGGACUGGACAUAUUAAGCUUGCAGAUUAUGGCUCUGCAGCUAAAUUUGGAAUAAAUAAAAUGGUUACUGCAAAAUUACCAGUUGGUACUCCUGAUUUUAUGGCUCCAGAAGUACUGAAUUCAAUAAAUGGAGAUACUAGGACAUCGUAUGGUGUUGAAUGUGAUUGGUGGUCUCUUGGAAUUAUUGCUUAUGAAAUGGUGUAUAGAAAAUCACCUUUUACUGAAGGAACUACAGCUAAGACAAUAAAUAAUAUAAUUAAUUUCCAGAGAUUCCUGAAAUUUUCUGAUGAGCCAAAAGUCAGCACUGAGUUUAUGGAUUUGAUGCAGAGCCUUCUGUGCGGCAUUAACGAGAGACUGGCGUAUGAAGGUCUCUGCUGCCAUGCCUUCUUUGCCUCUGUGGACUGGAACAACAUUCGACAGUCUGUUCCUCCAUUUGUUCCUACGCUGCACGCCGAAGAUGACACCUCAAAUUUUGAUGAACCCCAGAAAACCACCAAGACUGUGGCUCCCCUUGGACAGAUACACAGAACAGGCUUUUUGGGGGAGGAUUUGCCCUUUGUAGGGUUUUCUUUCAACAAGGCUUUGACAACUCUCACACGAUCUGAAUCAGUGGUAACAGGCCUCGACUCUCCAGCCAAAACAAGUUCCAUGGAAAAGAGGUUGCAGCUUAAAAGCAAAGAAUUACAAGAUACACAAGACAAAUGCCACAAGAUGGAACAGGAAAUCUCCCGAUUUCAGCGCAAGCUGACUGAACUGGAGUCGGUUCUUAAAGAAAAGGAUGUUGAGCUCAAAGCCUCUGAAACUCAGCGUACGAUCCUUGAGCAAGAUUUGGCCACUUACAUCACAGAGUGCAGUAGCCUCAAGCGAAGCCUGGAGCAGGCCCGUAUGGAGGUGUCUCAAGAAGAUGACAAAGCUCUUCAGUUGCUGCAUGACAUAAGAGAGCAGAGCAAUAAACUACAGGAAAUCAAAGAACAGGAAUAUCAGGCUCAGCUUGAAGAAAUGAGAGUCGCCAUCCGCCAGCUAGAAGAAGAUCUCUCUGCUGCACGCCGGCGCAGUGAUUUGUAUGAGUCAGAGCUAAAGGAAUCACGAAUCAUGGCAGAGGAACUGAAAAGAAAGGCAGUUGACUACCAGCUGAAAAUGCAAAAGGCAAAGGAGCAGGGAAAGGCAGAAGUAGAAGAGCUUUGCUUAAAGCUGGAGAAGACAAAUACAGAACAACAAGUUAAAAUUCAAGAACUUCAGGAAAAGCUUGCAAAGGCAGUGAAAGCGAGUUCAGAGGCAACAGAGCUCCUUCAGAACAUCAGACAGGCAAAAGAACGCGUGGAGCGUGAGUUGGAGAGGCUGCAAAACCGUGAAGAUUCCAGUGACAGUUUAAAGAAAAAAUUGCGUGAAGCCGAGGAUGGGAGAAGAUCUUUGGAAAAUCAAGUAAAGAGACUAGAGAUGGUGGAGCGGCGUGAAAAUAAACUGAAAGAGGAUAUCCAGACUAAAUCUCAGCAGAUACAGCAGAUGGCAGAUAAAAUUCUGGAACUGGAGGACAGUCUUCGAGAUGCACAGGCCACAGCACAACGAGUGGAAACCCACCUAGUCCAAAAAGAGAAGCUGUAUGAAGACAAAAUUAAAGUUUUGGAGGCACAGAUGAAGGCAGAUCUUGCUGAUAAAGAAUCCUUAGAAAAUAAGCGCUCCCAACAUGAAAAAGAGGCUAGAGAAAAUUGCAGGCUAAUUAGCGAGCAAAAGGCGACAAUAAAUGCAAUGGACUCCAAGAUCAAGUCACUGGAACAGAGAAUUGCAGAGCUAUCAGAAGCAAAUAAAUUAGCAGCCAAUAGUAGUAUUUAUACACAGAAAAAUAUGAAAGCUCAAGAAGAAAUGAUAUCAGAACUAAGACAGCAAAAGUUUUACUUAGAAUCCCAAGCUGGCAAGCUGGAAGCACACAACUGCAAGUUAGAGGAGCACCUAGAGAAAAUGAGUCAGCAAGAACAAGUGAACAAAACCCGACUGCUGGAACUAGAGACACGGCUCAGGGAGAUUGGUUUGGAACACGAAGAGCAAAAGCUAGAGCUUAAACGUCAAGUUACAGAACUGCAGUUGUCUUUGCAAGAGCGGGAGGCUCAAAUCAGCAGCUUGCAAGCUGCUCGCAGUGCUUUGGAAAGCCAGCUACAGCAGGCCAAAACAGAACUCGAGGAGACCACUGCCGAGGCUGAGGAGGAGAUUACUGCACUCAGAGCACACAGGGAUGAAAUCCAACGCAAGUUUGAUGCUCUUCGAGAAAGUUGUUCAGUAAUUACUGAUUUGGAGGAGCAGUUAACGGCACUGAGCCAGGAAAAUGCAGAGUUAAACCGACAGAAUUUCUACUUGUCGAAACAACUUGAUGAGGCCACUAAUGACAGCGAAGACCGGCUCCAGCUCAGUCAUGAUGUGGACCGCCUCCGCAGAGAGGUUGCAGAUAGGGAAAUGCACCUCAACAAUCAAAAACAGAAUAUUGAGACUUUGAAAACCACUUGCACAAUGCUGGAGGAACAAGUGAUGGACCUUGAGUCACUAAAUGAUGAACUUUUGGAGAAGGAACGGCAGUGGGAGUCCUGGCGAUCAGCUCUGGAGGAUGAGAAAUCCCAAGCAGAAAGGAGAACACGGGAGAUGCAGAGACUUCUUGACAAUGAAAAACAGAACAGGCUGCGUGCUGACCAGCGUAGCAGUGAAUCCCGUCAGGCUGUGGAAUUGGCUGUCAAAGAGCACAAAGCUGAGAUCCUUGCUCUGCAACAAGCUCUCAAGGAACAGAAGCUCAAAGCAGAAUCUCUUUCAGACACGCUGAAUGAUCUUGAGAAGAAACAUGCUAUGCUAGAAAUGAAUGCUCGAAGUCUGCAGCAGAAGUUAGAAACGGAAAGAGAAAUGAAGCAAAGGCUGCUGGAUGAGCAAACAAAGCUUCAACAGCAGAUAGAUGUUCAAAAAACGCACAUUUUCCGACUGACACAAGGUCUGCAGGAUGCCCUAGAUCAAACUGACCUCCUUAAGAAUGAGCGGAGCGAUCUAGAAUAUCAGCUAGAGAAUAUUCAGGCAAUGUACUCUCAUGAAAAAGUUAAGAUGGAAGGGACCAUAUCACAGCAAACAAAGCUGAUUGACUUUCUGCAGGCAAAAAUGGACCAACCAUCCAAGAAAAAAAAGGGCAUUUUUAGUCGACGACGAGAGGACCUAGGGUUACCCUCACAGAUCCCACUCCAGUAUAAUGAAUUGAAGCUGGCUUUAGAGAAGGAGCGUGCACGAUGCUCAGAGCUGGAGGAGGCACUGCAGAAGACAAGAAUUGAGUUGCGCUCUGUGAGGGAGGAAGCAACCCAUUUCAAAGCAGGAGACCACCCAGCUCCAUCAACACCUGCUACGGCCAGACAGCAAAUCAUCAUGUCUGCUAUUGUAAAGUCACCAGAGCACCAGCCCAAUCCAAUUAGCCUAUUAGCCCCACCUUCAAGCAGAAGAAAGGAAUCCUCAACACCUGAGGAGAGGCGGAGAGUCACGUUUGAAAAGGUGGGACGGAGGCUAAAGGAAAGAAUGCAUCAUAACAUCCCUCAUCGCUUCAAUGUUGGUCUGAACAUGCGGGCGACUAAAUGUGCAGUUUGCCUGGAUACAGUACAUUUUGGGCGACAGGCUGCUACCUGUGUUGAGUGCCAUGCAAUGUGCCAUCCAAAGUGCUCCCCCUGUCUGCCUGCUACUUGUGGCCUGCCUGCUGAAUAUGCAACACACUUCACUGAAGCUUUCUGUCGAGACAAAAUGAGUUCUCCUGCGAUGCAAAUGAAAGAUCCCUCAAACCAAGUUCGCUUGGAAGGCUGGAUGAAGCUCCCACGGAAUGGUAAACGUGGCCAGCAGGGAUGGGAGAGAAAAUACAUUGUGCUGGAAGGAUCGAAGGUGAUGAUCUAUGACAAUGAGCCAAGAGAAGAGGGAACCAGACCCAUUGACGAGUUUGACCUGUGCCUGCCUGAUGGAGAUGUGUCUGUCCAUGGUGCUGUGGGGGCAUCAGAGCUGGCCAACACUGCCAAGACAGAUAUCCCCUACAUGUUGAAACUGGAAUCUCACCCCCAUACCACGUGCUGGCCAGGACGGUCUCUUUACUUCCUUGCUCCAAGCUUCCCUGACAAACAACGCUGGUUCACAGCAUUAGAGUCUGUGGUAGCUGGGGGUCGGACUUCUCAGGAGAAGGCUGAAGCUGAUGCUGCUGCUGCCUUCUUCCAGGAGAUGCCUCUAUCUUCAUUGUUUGUCCAGAAGUUGCUUGGAAACUCCUUGCUGAAGCUGGAAGGAGAUGACCGUCUCGAUAUCAACUGCACACAGCCACUCACUGACCAGAUUGUCCUUGUUGGUUCAGAGGAAGGCCUCUAUGCCCUGAAUGUGAUCAAGUCCUCCCUAACUCAUAUCCCUGGAGUAGGAGCUGUCUUUCAGAUUCAGAUCCUGAAAGAGCAGGACAAGCUGCUAAUGAUAGUGGGUGGUGAGCGAGCACUUUGUCAGAUUGAAAUUAAGAAAGUGAAGCAGUCUAUAAGUCAGUCACACCUACCCGCACAGCCAGAAAUCGCACCCAACAUCUUUGAGACUGUUAAGGGAUGUCAUCUGUUUGCUGCCGGGAAGAUUGAGAAUGGACCAUGCAUUUGUGCAGCAAUGCCAAAUAAAGUAACCAUCCUGCGAUACAAUGAAGGCCUUAACAAGUUCUGCAUAAGGAAGGAGAUUGAGACAGCAGAGCCUUGCAGCUGCAUACAUUUGACAGGCUACAGCAUCAUCAUCGGGACAAAUAAAUUCUAUGAAAUAGAGAUGAAGCAGUAUGUUCUGGAAGAAUUUUUAGACAAGAAUGAUGCAACUCUGACAUCGGCCAUUUUUGCAGCAUCCUCUCACAGUUUCCCUAUCGCAAUCAUGCAAGUCAAUCCAAGUGGCCAGAAAGAAGAGUAUCUGCUCUGUUUCCAUGAGUUUGGGGUCUUUGUUGAUUCUUAUGGGAGAAGGAGCCGCACCGAUGACAUCAAAUGGAGUCGUUUGCCUCUGGCAUUUGCCUACAGGGAGCCAUAUCUGUUUGUGACUCACUUCAACUCCCUAGAAGUCAUUGAGAUUCAGGGACGGACAGCUCUAGGGUCUCCUGCUCAUGCUCACCUGGAGAUUCCAAGUCCACGUUACCUGGGCCCAGCAAUUUCAAACGGAGCCAUAUACCUGGCUUCUUCCUACCAGAACAAACUGAGGCUCAUCUGCUGCAAGGGAAACCUUGUGAAAGAGAGUGCCAUGGAAAAAGCCAGAGGGGGAAAUGCAUCUAGUCGCAGCAGUCCUAAUAAAAGAGGCCCGCCGUCUUACACCGAACAUAUAUCCAAACGCUUGGCUUCUGGGACCUCUCAACAGGAAGGUUUGUCCCGGGAGCCCAGCACUCCACAUCGGUACCGUGAAGGAAGGACAGAGUUUCGACGCGAUAAAUCCCCAGCUCGUCCACUAGACCGAGAAAAGUCUCCAGGAAGAAUGUUGGACAGUCGCAGAGAGAGGUCUCCUGGACGGAUGUUUGACGAGAGGGGCCGUCUUCAUACUGGCUCUGUAAGAACGCCUCUGACACCGGUUAAUAAGGUAUGGGAUCAGUCAUCUGUGUAAGGAUCGCCAGACUCCAAGAAGUAACUAGACUGCAGACUACCAGACCCCUGCCUCUCUUGGCAGAGCCUAGCAGCACUCCAUAGCACACUGAAUUUCUUGAAUUUGCUUGAACCACAAAGGCAAAAGCAGGUGGGCUGCUGUGGUGGGGUGGGGGUAUGUUUUAGGGGGCACAUAAUUCCUUAAAAUACAUUCUACAGUGCAGCAACUGUGUUUGUAUUUUAAAGGAAUUCUCAGCUGCCUUGUAUUUACUUCAAAAGCUUAAAAAACAUCCUGCAUUUGACCAAUUUGUUUACAAGAGUAGGGAAAUCUCUCUCCCUUUGAUGCGCCCUUUUCUAUUCAGACUUGAACCAGAGAAAUGUAAAUAGUUGCUAAACUUUUAUAAGAAACAAAGGGAUUUCAAGAUGACACAGCUAAGUCUAUUUUUAUGAGCAACCCUUUCUAAUCUGUAAUGUCUUGUAAUGUUUUCUGUUUGAAGGACUAUACGCAAAAUGUCUGUGCUCUGAUGAGCAGAUUGGUAUCUCCUGUGUUUUUACAAAUGUCACAAACUAUAUGCACAACACUGUAUGUAGUGAGAAUAUUGGAGCUUCUAGGCACUCCUGCAUUUGCUCUUGGCUGAUUCUUUACACUUGUCCAUUUGUAUGAUGUAUUUGUUGUUCUCUAGUAGGGUGGGGAGGUUCCCAAAACUCCUACAACCUGUGGGUAAUUGGAGAGUUCACCCUACCUGCCUACCUGUCUGGUAAAUGAAUGGCACAAGGUCGUCUGUUCAGCCUUCACUUGUAUCUCACUACAAAAUGUAAACGCUUUCUGUGAUAUUGAAGUGCAGAAAUUCUAUAUUCAGUAUUUAAUAAAUGCAUUAAAAAGGAAA
Erpetoichthys calabaricus (reedfish) is the source of this 7204-nucleotide messenger RNA. RefSeq names its product citron rho-interacting serine/threonine kinase a (gene cita). Gene Ontology annotation, molecular function: ATP binding; protein serine/threonine kinase activity. The record is from RefSeq and is a predicted model, not a curated record. NCBI's taxonomy places the organism in Eukaryota, Metazoa, Chordata, Cladistia, Polypteriformes, Polypteridae. The coding region runs from base 58 to 6339 and encodes 2093 amino acids. The transcript has 50 exons. Gene Ontology annotation, biological process: actomyosin structure organization; peptidyl-threonine phosphorylation; mitotic cytokinesis. Gene Ontology annotation, cellular component: cytoskeleton; cytoplasm.